AUGGCCCCGCUGGCCCCGCGGUGCCCGGGCUCCACCGCGGCCGCCCCACUGGUCAGCCAGGCGCGUUCAUGGGGGGCCUCGGGCGAGCCCCCCUGUGGGGUCAGGAAGGCUCAGGGCGCCCGCUGCCAGGGGUCCAGAGUCCCAGUGGGGAUCUUGAGCCCGCCCCCGCCCCCGCUCCCGCCCCCCAGCCUGGCUCGGGGAGCCCCAGGGCGGCCCCGCGGGCCUCAGGAGGGCUGUGGGGGAGAAGGAUGGGGAGGAGGAGGCAACGAAUCGGUUCGGGGUCCUCCCCGCCCUCCCUCUCCUGGAGCAGUCCUGCAGCGCUCCCGCGACUCGCCCUUACCUCCUCCACCCCGCGGCGAGGCCAGGCCCCGCGGCCCUGGGUUGGGGGUGCCGAGGCGGCCCCCGGGUGCCCGGUCCAGACGCAGGGCCGCCUCGGGGCCUCGGAUCCCGUCCCCCUCCGCAGCCUCGGGUGGCCGCCGCCGCUUGGGCCCCCGCCUCCCUCUCGGGGCGGGGGCGGCAGAGCCUCCCAGCCAGUCGCAGCGGGAGGGGCGCACAAACCGAGUGGGGGAAGGAUGGAGAAGGAGGAGGGAGGAGGGGGCGCGAGGCCGAAGGAAAGGAAGAGAUGGGGGAGGGAGGCGGCGAGGAAGUGGGGCGGAGCCGGCCCCUCCUCCGGGGCGGGCUCUGCUGAGAGCUGGGGCUCGGCAGUCGCCGCCAGAAGCAGCUGCGCUGGGACCCCCCUUUUCCGCUGAAGGUGGCUUCGAUGGGGGAGGGGUCCGUGGCGUCGCCCGCGGGGUGCAGAGAGCGCUAGCGCCGCGUUCCUCCCCGGUCCGUGUCUUCCUGGUUCCCGGCACCGCCCAGUGCCCUCUCCCCGCCCCAGGCACGUCAAGCUGUGGCCUCUGCUGCCCACCUUUAGGGAUUGUAGCCAAAGCCGAGCCUCUCUGCCCUAACCCUCACUCUUGCUUGGGCCUGCUCCCCUUCGGGGCAAAACCCGAGGUGGGCGGUGCUGCUGGUUGGGAAGGGGACCGGCGCCACGGUUCCUAA
Molecule: messenger RNA, 1041 nt
Organism: Loxodonta africana (African savanna elephant)
Lineage: Eukaryota; Metazoa; Chordata; Mammalia; Proboscidea; Elephantidae
Product: collagen alpha-1(III) chain-like
Exons: 3
Coding region: 1-1041 (346 amino acids)
Source: RefSeq, a predicted model, not a curated record